Lachancea dasiensis is the source of this 750-nucleotide messenger RNA. The record is from the annotation of a GenBank genome assembly. Lineage: Eukaryota; Fungi; Ascomycota; Saccharomycetes; Saccharomycetales; Saccharomycetaceae.
AUGCCGUCCAAGUUACGAUUUUUGAUAUGCCUGCUCACGACACUGGCGUUGGUUUUUCAAAUCAUUCCUAUUGUUUCCUCACCCAUUUCUUCACAUAUUUAUCUCUCUCGCUACGACGGCAGGCGCUUCGGAGUUUUUGGUUGGUGUUCUGAGUCCUCCAAAUCUUGCACCCCUCGUCGAAUCGGUUAUUUAACUGAAUGCCAAAAAGCUAAUUACAAUGGUCAUAUCAAUAAGCUUGCGUGUGAUGCGGUGAAUCCUGAGGAUGAGUUCCUUCCAUCUCGCGCGAAGCGAGUAGUUUCAAGACUCUUGAUCGUUCAUCCUAUAUCACUCUUUUUCGCAGGUUGGUUUUGGCUACUAACGAUUGCCGUUAACGCACAAAGGUUCAGACACUCAGGAAGAAUCAUCACUGGAGCGGUGCUGUGGUCACUGCCGACCGUCUUUUUGUCGUUGCUAAGCUUUUUGAUUGAUAUAUUACUCUUUGUGCCAUUUUUGGCAUGGCCGGGCUGGCUUCUAUUUGUAAGCACGGUUAUGACAGCCGUUGCUUCCUGUAUGAUGUGCGGCGUGCGAAGGUCCGUGUCAAUGCAGAAAUACGAAAAACUACACAAUACAGACCAUGUCGAGUUAUUUCACCUGCAUUUCGAGAAACCCGCCUCUGAAGAUGCAGAAAAUUCUCAGCAGCAAUCGAAUGGAUCUGACAUUCAGUCAGAACUGCCGCUGGAACGACCUGGGCUAAUUCAUCGGGCGAUGUAG